This is a messenger RNA of Triticum dicoccoides, 1047 nucleotides long. RefSeq lists its product as uncharacterized. The transcript is spliced from 3 exons. Bases 478 to 846 code for a protein of 122 amino acids. NCBI's taxonomy places the organism in Eukaryota, Viridiplantae, Streptophyta, Magnoliopsida, Poales, Poaceae. The record is from RefSeq and is a predicted model, not a curated record.
UCAAAGUGCAAAAGCCGGGUCACACGCCAAGGAGCCCUGCUCAUGGUCUCAUCGUGUGUGCGUGUGUGCGUGCCACCUUCAACCGCAAGAUGAUCCAACCCAUCUACUGCUACUACUGCUGCUAACUGAAAGCAAACUAGUGGAUGUUUAGAGGCGAAACAUUCUAUACUCUGCCACUUGUUGUUUGCUGUACAUGAUAGUUAUACUUCAUCUAUUGGAUGGAUGCCUCCAGCUAGUUACGUUGUUGAUGACUUAUUCUCAUAAGCACCAAAAUCUGCUAUGACGCAUGCUUUCUACAGAAAUUAUUGUUUAUUCAAAAUUUUAAAUCUCAUCUCGUGGAAUGUGAAUGGGAAUUAUUGGAAUUGAAAUUGAAAUAAACUGCACUGGAUUAGAUUAGGUUACCUUAGCUAUUGAUGAUACAUGUGUGUGUGUGUGUGUAGAAAGAAAGAAUAGUGCAGGAUUGCCUCACUUGAUAUCAUGCAAGCCUUGGGUUGCUCCUCUCUUAACCAUGCAAUUAUAUUUGUUUUGUUCCAAGUUCAAAUUGCAAAGCUGGGUUUCCUGCCGUGCUCGUGGUAUGGCUGCCUUCAACCACAACAUCCAUUUGUCCAGCUUCAACUCCUCUCCAUGUGUUUAUCCCACCGAGGCGCCGCUUGGGAUGGCUGCAGCUUCGCCGACCUGCAGAGGACGCCAAUCUCCGGCCCCCGGCAACGACUUCUUGCAGGAAAAUCUUUUCUUCACUCUGUCAAAACAGGAUUCACUCCUUAUGUUAUCAUGAUUAUCCCACCAGAAGAGGGGCUUGCUGACUACAAGGAUCCACUUGGAGUUCCUCUCUGCCUCUGCAGGUGAUUAAUCACCUUUCUAUGGCAGCCCACCGCGGGAGCAGCAGCAGCGGAUGGGUCAGAGCACUAGUCGAUGUAGACCCCUCUCGGAGCAAUACAUCCGCCGCUCCAGCACCUUCAUCUGCUCAGUCAAGUAAUCUGUCACCACCGUUAUUAUCCAUUGUCAUGUUGCCAUCUGUCUUGAUUUCACUUAGCCUAAAAUCAUCAG